Myotis lucifugus (little brown bat) is the source of this 2087-nucleotide messenger RNA. RefSeq names its product zinc finger DHHC-type containing 21 (gene ZDHHC21). Gene Ontology annotation, cellular component: endoplasmic reticulum; Golgi apparatus. Gene Ontology annotation, molecular function: protein-cysteine S-palmitoyltransferase activity. Lineage: Eukaryota; Metazoa; Chordata; Mammalia; Chiroptera; Vespertilionidae. Bases 343 to 1140 code for a protein of 265 amino acids. Gene Ontology annotation, biological process: protein targeting to membrane; peptidyl-L-cysteine S-palmitoylation. The transcript has 10 exons. The record is from RefSeq and is a predicted model, not a curated record.
CCCGCCCGCUGCCCCUGCCAGUAGCUGGUGAGGGUUCCUGCUCUAGCCCAGGGGGGUGGAUUAUUAUGGAGAACUAUUAUUGAAGAGAGAUCCAUUUGUUGGCAUGUAAUAAAAAAAGAAUGAAUCAAGAUAAAACCUCUAAAUGCAAGUACCAGAAAAAUUACAACGCAUCACAGUGAAUUUGCAAGUGGUAUAGAAGUAUCUUAACUUUAAGAGUCUCAUUAUUAACACUCAACUGAAAAAAGCCUUGAUAGUAAUAAGAUUAAUUGGUCUUCAUUCAACAAAUUUAAUUAUGUUGGAUUGUCUUUCCUGUGGGUUGGCAGGCAGUUGUAGGACUGCAAAAUGGGUCUCCGGAUUCACUUUGUUGUUGACCCACAUGGUUGGUGCUGCAUGGGUUUGAUUGUCUUUGUCUGGUUAUACAAUAUUGUUAUAAUUCCCAAAAUUGUCCUCUUUCCUCACUAUGAAGAAGGACAUAUUCCAGGCAUAUUAAUAAUAAUAUUCUAUGGCAUAGCCAUAUUUUGUCUGGUUGCCUUAGUAAGGGCCUCAAUAACUGAUCCAGGAAGACUCCCUGAAAACCCUAAGAUCCCACAUGGAGAAAGGGAGUUCUGGGAAUUAUGUAACAAGUGUAAUUUGAUGAGACCAAAGCGUUCCCACCACUGCAGCCGCUGCGGCCACUGUGUUAGGAGAAUGGAUCAUCACUGUCCAUGGAUUAACAAUUGUGUUGGUGAAGAUAAUCAUUGGCUUUUUCUGCAAUUGUGUUUCUACACUGAACUUCUUACUUGCUAUGCACUGAUGUUUUCUUUCUGCCACUAUUAUUACUUUCUUCCAUUAAAAAAGCGUAACUUGGACCUCUUUAUUGUUAGACAUGAAUUGGCCAUAAUGAGACUAGCUGCCUUUAUGGGCAUUACUAUGUUAGUUGGAAUAACUGGACUCUUUUAUACUCAACUAAUUGGCAUCAUCACAGAUACAACAUCUAUUGAAAAGAUGUCAAACUGUUGUGAAGAAAUAUCGAGGCCCCGAAAGCCAUGGCAGCAGACCUUCUCAGAAGUUUUUGGCACUCGUUGGAAGAUCCUGUGGUUUAUUCCUUUCAGGCAGAGGCAACCACUGCGAGUUCCCUACCACUUUGCCAAUCACGUCUAAACAGAUGGAUGGUGGGCACAGAUGGGUCCUCCAUGCUGGAAAUGCGUUACAGGUUUUCUGAUAAUAGAACGAUGACAGUCUUCAAGUCAAUUAAAAUCCACCCACCAAUCUUAGGCAUCAUAAUGUGCCCCAGGCUUCAUUUUAAUAGUGAUCUUGAUCCUGUUGUGGGACUAACACAAGAUCUAUAUUUAAGUUUCAAAGCAUGUUUACUUUCAAAUUAGCUUUCCACGGGGAUUUCUUAAAGUGCUUUUGUUAUUAAACUCAAAAGGCAGUGAUUGGGAUGAAAUAAUUGUACAUAAUUUCUUUUAGCACUGACAAUAUUACAGAUUUUAAUUUAUGGGAAUUUUCAGAUGUUUAUUUAAAAUUUUCACUCUUGAGCAGUACUAAUCAAAUCUGAAUUUAAUUCUUCAGCUUUUACAAAAGGUUUUACACCUUAUAUGUGAAAUUUCUUUUUCAAGUACAGUUUAAAAUAUGUUAAUACUUUUAUAUAUGCUGCAAGAUUUUUUUUAAUGCAGCAUGGGAUUGAACAACAAAAAAAAGGGCAGUGUUUUCUUAGUAGCUUUCUAAUGUUUUCUCUUCACCAAAAACAAAAUACCACUAAAAUAAAGCACCAACUAUCUACCUUAUGUUAAAGGAAAGAUGAAAUGUUUUUCCAUGUUAAUUUUUCUGUUUCUUUCCCCCGUACUGUUGUAAGCAUUGAUUGUUGUUAAUAUAUUUGUUCCGAGGAGAAAACUUUGACUAAGUGGGCAUGUAUUCCUAUUUUACCCUAAGAUUUUGGUGAGCAAAUGGAUAGAGAAUUUGCAAUAAUUCCACAGAUAUCUUUUCUAGUGCAGUUAUACCAGAAUGUGUGUUUUUAAAAUGCUAAUAUAACUAGAAAAUAUAUAAUGUACAGUAUAAAGAGGAAUAUUGUGCUUUUGAAAAAUAUAUAUACUUUUUGCUUUUAUUUA